This is a messenger RNA of Aphidius gifuensis, 3000 nucleotides long. RefSeq lists its product as uncharacterized. The record is from RefSeq and is a predicted model, not a curated record. Gene Ontology annotation, cellular component: extracellular region. The transcript is spliced from 12 exons. The coding region runs from base 1 to 2985 and encodes 994 amino acids. Lineage: Eukaryota; Metazoa; Arthropoda; Insecta; Hymenoptera; Braconidae.
AUGUCAGCUGGUAAAAUUAAAACAAUAUAUCAAUGGUCUUGGGUUGAUUAUUUAUGGGAGAGUAAUGAACAAAAAAUUCAAGCAAUUCAAUCUGGUGAUUAUAAUUAUACAAAACCAGUGAUACUUGAUGUUGACGUGUGGAAAGAUCAAAAGAUAUUUGUAACAGUGAUUAGAUCAAAAGGUGUGCCAGCAAGUCUUACCAUCAUAUCAAAUGAAAUUGGAAAUGGUGGACCACUUUUAAAACCAUAUCCAAAUUGGUCAUGGGCUGAAAAAAAUAAUUGUCUAGCAAUAACAAGUGUUUGGCGUGUAGCUAUAGAUGAGUGUGAUAGACUCUGGGUACUUGAUACUGGACGUGUUGAUGGAAAAAGAAUUUGUCCAGCUCAAUUGCUAGUUUUUAAUUUAAACAAUGACAGAUUAAUAGAAAGAAUUAUAAUUGAUGAUCAUAUAUCUGUUAAUGAAUUUACUGGUCUUGGAUUUUUGGUAACGCCAAUUGUAACAACAUCUGGAAACCAAUGCCAAGAGACUCGUGUUUAUAUUGCUGAUGUUGAUGGUCAUGCAUUAAUUGUUUAUGAUGGUUCAUCAAUGUGGCGACUUGAUUCAACAGUAUUUUUACCACAACAAAAAUACACAAAUAUAACAGUUGCUGAUCAAACGUUUUAUCUUAAUGAUGGAAUUUUGGGUAUGGCUGUUAGUCCAAUAAUUAAAAAUUAUCGUUAUCUUGUUUUUCGUCCACUUGCAUCACGUGAUAUGUUUUAUACUGAAAUAAAUAGUCUUGAUAAAUCUUACAAUGACCAUCCAGUUGGUUAUUCUGUUGUAACAAAUAUUUUACCAAGUCAAGCUGCAGCAAUGGCAUUUUCAAAAGAUGGAACAUUAUUUUUUGGUUUAACCAAAGAAAUAGCAAUUGCAUGUUGGAACAUUAAAAUGCCCUUGAAACGUAAAAACAUUGUAAUACUUGAUCAGGAUGAAUAUGCAUAUCAAUUUGCAAGUGGAGUCAAGAUUAUCCCAGAAAGAAUAACUGGUCGAAAAGAAGAGCUAUGGAUUGCGACUAAUAGAUAUCAAAAAAUAGCAACAAAUACACAAAAUUUUAAUGAAAUUAAUUUUCGAAUUUUAAGAGCUCAAGUGGAUGAUUUAAUUGUCAAUACAAAUUAUGGAGAAGAAGAAAAAUUAUCUCCAAAUCAAACUGAUUUUGAUUCAUAUUGGUUUUAUCCAUUUGAUUUUGAUGUUCCAAAAGAACAAAAAUACGCAUGUGUUAUAAAUAUUAUCAGAAUGUCAUCGAAUAUAUUUCCGAAAAAAUUUUAUCCGAAUAUUCAUAAUGAUUAUGUGAUUGAUGACAGUAAUGAAUUUUUUAACGAACAAAAUGAUUCAAGUUUUAAUGAACCUUUAUAUGAUUACCAUGAUAAAUUUCUUAGAAAACACAGUUUUCAUACGCAGAUUAAUUUUAAUGGACACAAUGAAAUUCGCAUGACGAAUGUGGUGCCACUGUUGGUGUCUAUGACCCUGCUUGGUCUUCAAGAAUUUGCUGCUCAAUCUGACCCAGAUUCACUGAUUUCAAAAGAACUUGAACCGCCAAGACCUACAAAUGGUGAUUACAAAGCCUCAUCAAAUAGUUUUUUAACACCGGAAAUUUUAAAUUCAAUGAGAUCAAGUAGACUUGCGACAAAUUAUCAAUCAACAAGUGGAUAUGAUAAUGACAUAGAUCAAGAUAUAAUUAACUCGCCAAAUCCAACAUUUGAGACAAUAAAUAAUAUUUUACCAACAGAAGAAAAACCUGGACCAGCUAUGGAAAUUGUUCAUUCAUGGAAAGUAUUAGAUUUUGAGUUUGAAAGUAAAUCAGCAAGGAAACAUGCAAUUGCUGAAGGAAUUUAUAUACCAGAAAAUAAUUCACCAUUGGGUAUUGAAUAUUGGCAUGAACGUAUAUUUAUAACAUUACCAAAAUGGAGAACAGGUGUACCAGCAACAUUAACAACAGUACCACGUUAUACAUCAACUAAAUCACCAAAAUUACGACCAUAUCCAUCAUGGGGUUGGCAUCAUCAAGAUUCAUGUGGAGGAAUGACAUCAGUAUUUAGAAUUCAAGUUGAUGAAUGUGAUAGAUUAUGGGUACUUGAUUCAGGAACAAUAAAUUUAACAGAAACACCAAAACAAAUAUGUCCACCAGCAAUAUUUAUAUUUGAUUUACGUACUGAUCGUUUAAUAAGACGUUAUCAAAUACCAGAAGACCAAGUUAAACAAGAUUCAUUAUGGUCAAAUAUUGUUAUUGACAUACGUAAUAAUGAUUGCAAUAAUGCAAAAGCAUAUUUAUCAGAUGUGUGGCGUUAUGCAAUGAUAGUAUAUGAUUAUUCAAAUGAUACAUCAUUUCGUUUUCAACAUCAUUUUUUUUUACCUGAUCCAUUAUCAUCACGUUAUGAGUUACAUGGCUUACAAUUUCAAUGGAUGGAUGGUGUACUUGGUUUAUCAUUAAGUCCACUUGAUAUUAAUGAUGAUAAAACAUUAUUUUUUCAUUCAAUGUCAAGUUUUCGUGAAUUUGCUGUAUCAACAAUGACAUUAAUUGAUAAAAAUACUGCUGAAACAAAUCCAGAAAAUUUUGUACCAGUUGGUAAACCAAGAGCAAAAGAUUAUGGACAUUCAUCUGGUUCUGGUAUUGAUAAAAAUGGUGUUAUGUUUUUUAAUAUGGUUACACGUGAUUCAAUAUGGUGUUGGGAUACUAGAAAAGAAUAUAUACCACAAAAUUUUGGUGUUGUUGGUGUUAAUAAUGAAACAUUAAUAUUUCCAAAUGAUUUAAGAAUUGAUAAUGAAGAUAAACAAAGUUUUUGGAUAAUAUCAAAUAAAUUACCAAUGUAUAUUUAUGGACCAUGGGAUACAAAUGUUAUUAAUUUUCGUAUUUAUAGAGGAUAUGUACAAGAUGCUGUUAAAAAUACUGUUUGUGAUCCAAAUUAUGUUGUUCCAUUGUCCAAUAAUAAUAAUGGAUUUGAUGAAACUUGUUAAACAAAAAAACAAUCA